GCAUAUGGAAUUAAACCAUAAAGAUACAAAAGAAGUAAAACAGAUUCUGCAAUAUCCUCGGAAAAGCAAAGAAAGAAGGCAGGCUUUCAGUUUGCUUAGGAACCAAACCAAUUUUGAUUUAUACAUAGAGGGCGAAGUACGUCCAUAUCGAGAAACAAUGGAAAAAGACUCUUUAACUUUUUAUCCAUGUGUAUAUUGUAAAGGAGUUUUUAAAAAAGAAUAUUUAAAGCGUCACACGAAAUUAUGCGUUGUUCAGAAUAACACACAAAAAAAAGGUAGUGAACUUUAUUCCAGAAAGUAUUAUGUUAGCAACUCCCAAACUGAAGUUGCCUGUGCACUGGAUGCCACAAAUGCAAUCUCAAGGUUAAAUGUAAAAGAACAGGUAUUUGACAUUAUGAAGGGAGAUGAAAUAUCCUUCGUAGCAAAGAAAGACCUACUUAUCGUUUAUUUUGGAGAAUCGUAUCUAAAAAAACAUAAAAGAGAACGGAAAGAAUACGCAUGCAGUUCAAGGAUGAGGGAACUAUCGCGCCUAUUAAUUGCCUAUCGGGAAAUUACUAAUGAUUACAAAUGUUGCUUCAAAGAUAUUUUAAAACCAAAGAAUUUUGAUUACUUUCUAACAGCUACAAGAAAUAUUACCGGGUAUGAUCCAAAAAACAAAUUGUUCAAAGCUCCGAGUCUCGCUAUGCAUUUAGGAACAUAUUUGAAAGAUAUGUGCGAUGAACUAACACAUUUAAUUUUAAAAGAAACUCAAGGAUUUGUUUGUAAAUUGCCAGAAGAAUCGGAAUUGUGGCUCCAAGAAAUAAAAAAAUUUAAAAAGUUAGUAAUUUCACGUUGGAACACCGAAAUAUCGAGUUUGGCAAAUAAAGAUUUGCAAGAAAAACGCUGGAAAAAGCCACUUCUUGUACCUCUAGUAAGCGACAUUAAAAUAUUUAGAGAUGAAACAAUAAAAAUGGCGGAGAAUUGUUAUAUACAGUUUAUAAACCACACGGAUGAUGUAGAAACUUAUAAAUUGCUAGUUAAGUGUUCGUUGGCACUACUAAUUAUUUUUAAUCGUAGACGUAUAGGCGACGUGCAGUAUCUAAAAAUUCAAGAUUAUAUGAGACAAAAUAAAUCUAAUUUAAAAGAUUUUGAAUCUGUACUAACGGAAUCGGAAAAAAUUUUGACAACAAAGUAUAGGCGUAUUCUAAAUAGUGGAAAAGGUUCCAGACAAGUCGUUAUCUUGCUACCGGAGAUGUUAGAAAAAUAUAUAAAUUCUUUAUUGGAACAUCGUAAAAAAUACUUUUCGCAAGAAAAUGAAUAUGUUUUUGCUAUGCCCCAGAGCAAAAUUAAGUGGGGACAAGGUGAUGUUGCAAUAAGAUAUUUAACAACUAAAAUGGAGUUACAAUAUCCUGAAGCUAUUUCCAGCAACAAAUUGCGGAAACACAUUGCUACCAUUGCACAAAUAUUAAAUCUAUCGAAAGAAGACAUCACCCAAUUUUCUAAAUUUAUGGGUCACAGUGAAAAGACCCACGCCGAAUUUUAUGAGUUACCAGUUGACAUAUACCAAACAGCCAAAGUUUCCAAAUUGCUGAUUAUGAUGGAAAAGGGAUCUUUACCUGCUGAAUUCAAGGGCAAAUCAUUAUCCGAAAUUGAAUUUGACGAGAACACGGAAUAUCCUGAAGAUAAUAAUGAAGAAAAUUUUUCGAAAUCUAAAAAAUCAAAACAAAACUCUUCAAAUAUUGCCUCUACUUCUACUAGCACCGAUACACCACACUCAAUUGAGCGUGCUUGUAAUGAAGAUUCAGAUUACGAAAUGCCUUUAAAACAUACGAAAACAGAGCAUAAAUCAGUACAGGAAAAAGAUCCAGAUUCAGAUAUAUGGACAACGCAAUUAAAGAAGAAAAAAAUACAAAAAAGAAGUUGGACAGCUGAUGAAAUAAAUCUACUUUCAAAUAAUUUCAAAGACUGUAUUAAAAAUAAGCGGUAUCCUUCACAACAAUGUAUCUUAGAUUUUAUUAACAACACAAAUAUCAAAAGAACUCCAUUGCAUAUUAAAGCAAAAAUUCAACAUUUAAUAAAAAAAAAUUAACAUUAUGAAAUAGGUAUGUUUUUACGUUUUUCCUAUGGUUACCUAUAAAUAAAUCAGUGGGCGUUAA
Messenger RNA from Anoplophora glabripennis (Asian longhorned beetle), 2135 nucleotides. RefSeq lists its product as uncharacterized. The record is from RefSeq and is a predicted model, not a curated record. The transcript has 7 exons. NCBI's taxonomy places the organism in Eukaryota, Metazoa, Arthropoda, Insecta, Coleoptera, Cerambycidae. Gene Ontology annotation, biological process: DNA integration; DNA recombination. Gene Ontology annotation, molecular function: DNA binding. Bases 5 to 2068 code for a protein of 687 amino acids.